AUGCUGGUCCGCAGGGGCGCGCGCGCGGGGCCCGGGAUGCCGCGGGGCUGGACCGCACUCUGCCUGCUGAGUCUGUUAACCUCUGUGGUCACGAGUGAGGACAACUUGACUAAUGCUACAGUGGAGUCAUCUUCCCUGAAAAUAUUUUCAACGGUUCCUUCGAAUGUAUCCAUCGAGGAAACCAGCGGGCCAAGUAUCCCUGGAAGUGCCAGCCCCACCACCCCUAUCGCUCAGGAUGUCAGUGAGACCACAGCAAUCAUCUCAGAAACCUCAGUCAACUUGACAUCUACCUCUGGGGUCCCCACAAGCCCUGGAACCACAAACACAUCUACGCUGUCACAAACCUCUCUAGGCAUCACAGUGCCCACCUCCUCAGUCACCUUUUCCACUUCAGAGCCAACCGUGGUGCCCAACACAUCACCUGGAAAUAUUUCAGACCACUCACUCAACAGCACCAACUAUGUGACAUAUACUGCUAUAUCCUAUGUGUCAUCUGCUGCUACCCCAAGUACUAUCAAGGGAGAAAUCAGGUGUUCUGGAAUCAGAGAAGUAAGACUGACUCAAGCCAUCUGCCUGGAGCUCAAUGAGACCUCCAGCUGUGAGGAGUUUAAGAAGGACAAAGGAGAGGAAUUGACCCAAGUACUGUGUGAGAAGGAACAGGCUGACCUUGAGGCUGGGGCCAGGGUGUGUUCCCUGCUCCUCGCCCAGUCUGAGAUUAGGUCACAGUGCCUGCUUCUGGUCUUGGCCAACAGCACAGAACUUUCCAGCAUGCUCCAAUUUAUGAAAACGCACCAAUCUGACCUGAAAAAGCUGGGGAUCCAGAAUUUCACUGAACAAGACGUGGCGAGUCACCAGAGCUACUCCCGAAAGACCCUGAUUGCCCUGGUCACCUCGGGGGUCCUCCUGGCUGUCCUGGGCACUACUGGAUAUUUCCUGAUGAACCGUCGCAGCUGGAGCCCCACUGGAGAAAGGCUGGGCGAAGACCCUUAUUACACGGAGAACGGUGGAGGCCAGGGCUAUAGCUCAGGACCUGGGGCUGCCCCUGAGUCUCAGGGAAAGGCCAGUGUGAACCAAGGGGCCCAGGAGAACGGCACCGGCCAGGCCACCUCCAGAAACGGCCAUUCAACAAGACAACACGUGGUGGCUGACACCGAAUUGUGAUGCGUCUGGGUGGGGCCAGGCUGGGCAGGGCCUGCCUCUGUGCAAGAGGUGACCUCCCCCCAACCCAGUCCUGACCUUACAUCCUUCCCCUUCCCACCCCACACAUCCCACAGACCAUCCUGGGUCCCCCACCUGGGGAAAGGCAGGUCAACCCCCUUCCCUGCCCUCUGCAUGGUGGCCUUGGCCUUCUGUUGGUCAGAGUGUGAUGGGAAGAGCCACAGUUCACAGGAGCUGUAGGGGAGACUCAUUGGCUUUGGGGUGUUCCACCUGGACCCCCCCAUUCCUCUUCUGCCUCUUUACAGGAAUGCCCAGGGCAGAAGGCAGGCUUUCCUAGGUUAUUAACUGCCUCCCAGGAGGCCUAGGUUUUUACUGUUUCUUUCUCCUAGUUUCUCUUCUCCAAGGAAACCAUGGUUAACCCUUUGUACCUGCUCUCUUGUCAUGGGAUAACCAGAGAAACAUGUGGUCUUAAACCACUUGCCUUAGCUUUCUCCCAAGGCACUGUGGGUCAGUCACCUCCUCCAGGUCCCUCCAUGGAAGCCCCGUGUGUGCCUUCGUCUGUGUUCUGAGGCCUGUGCUGUCUCUUGGCUACAGGCAGAAAGGGGCUCCCAGUUCUCGAAUAAGCAACUCAACCCUGGUCUCUCUGGGGACUCCACUCUCCUUGGUUCCUUUGGCUCUUAGGUCCACAUGGACAAGGCUGUAGAACCCAGCUUCCUUACCUGGCUUUUCCAGGGAAUCCCUACCCUCUCAUCUCCAGGGCCUCCCCUGCUCGCCCUGACUCCUGGGUUGGGCUGUGACUUCAGUCCCCCAGCAGAUCCCUCGGUGUCUCUGCCCCCUGCAGACUCCUGUGUGGUCAGAGCCCCAGGACACCCCCUUGGGCCCUUCCCACACCCGGUGGCCCAGUUCCCUGUGUUGCUGUCCUUGUUCUCUUCCCAGAGGGGCGAAUAGGGAUCCUCGUUUCACUGACGGCUGGAAAUAGAGCUUUCCAGAAAUGAGAGGAUUGGGUGGAUUUUUCUUUUUCUGAAUAAAAACCAGUGUGUGUAAA
Ochotona curzoniae (black-lipped pika) is the source of this 2203-nucleotide messenger RNA. It is a transcript of the gene CD34, whose product is annotated as CD34 molecule. Gene Ontology annotation, cellular component: membrane. The transcript has 8 exons. Bases 1 to 1161 code for a protein of 386 amino acids. Gene Ontology annotation, biological process: cell-matrix adhesion. The record is from RefSeq and is a predicted model, not a curated record. Lineage: Eukaryota; Metazoa; Chordata; Mammalia; Lagomorpha; Ochotonidae.